Molecule: messenger RNA, 1947 nt
Organism: Cryptococcus wingfieldii CBS 7118
Lineage: Eukaryota; Fungi; Basidiomycota; Tremellomycetes; Tremellales; Cryptococcaceae
Exons: 5
Coding region: 1-1947 (648 amino acids)
Biological process (GO): regulation of DNA-templated transcription
Cellular component (GO): nucleus
Molecular function (GO): transcription cis-regulatory region binding; DNA-binding transcription factor activity, RNA polymerase II-specific
Source: RefSeq, a predicted model, not a curated record
AUGUCGGGUACACCGCGCGUGUUGCCUACGCUUAGUAGCUGGUAUGAUGCGCCGAAGGGGGGAUCGUCUAUCAUAAACGGUCCAGAUGCGAAUGAGAUUGAGGUUCUCAAAGCACGACUUGCCGACGUCGAGGGUACAAUUCACAGACUAUCCGAAGCUUUCCACUCGGGUCAUCGUCAUUCCUCUGGCUCUCAUCCAAUCAUCGCUCCACCAACACACAGGAUCGACCCUCAACUACAUACGCCCUCUCAGUCAUCCUGGGAACAACCCCUCGACCCGGCAUUGGCGCCCGAGAACGACGCCAUCAUGAAUGGGGAGUCGCCACUUGCAGCUGCUUUCGUUGAUCUUCCUGUGCCAGAUGCUAUCUCUCGAGGUAUAUUGCUUAUGGAUGAUUGUCAAGAAGCCUUUGACUUCUAUUUUGAUCGGAUACAUCCGUGGACAAUGAUCUUGAACCCCCAUGAAGAUGGCUCGGCCGCCACCGUCCGCCAAAGGUCGCCCAUCCUUUUCCAUACCAUCAUUCUAACCGUCUUCUACUACCGCCCCACAUCAACCACCUCCCUCGUAAUGUACCGCGCCAUCUCCACCAUCCUCUACUCCCUCCUCGGCCCCCUCCUCCUCUCCUCCCAACCCCCCCACCUCUUUUCCGACACCCUCCGCGCCAUACACCUCCUCGACCUCUACCGCCCCGUUCAAUACGACAACCUCUGGCUUUCCGGCGAGACCUCCCCCCCAGCUAUCCAAUACCGUUCCAAAAUCAAUCCCCAAGGCGCUUGGGCUUUGCGAAACCUUGCGGGGCAGAUCGUACAGCGGAUGAACCUGCCUCAUGCUGGGAUUGAGUUUGAAAGGUGCUCGAAUGCGGGGGUACCGACGCAUCCUAGUAUCAUUGCUGAUGUCAGGCUGCACCUCGCGCUGGCAUGGCAUGAUAUCCACGGCGCACUGUCUGGCGGGUCCUCACAACAUAUCGUACCGCCCUCUAUCGCCUUGUGCCGCCUUUUCGCAGAAAAGAGGUUUGAAAAGUAUGACGUCCGCCUCGCAGCUAGUGCGGAGCUGUUUACGCUUGCCAUCAAACUCAUCCGCUCCCCCACCGUCUCUCCCGGCGAAGUAUACGAAUUCAACUCGAGUCUCGACCAAUGGUGCGGCUACUGGCAGCUCCAACUCAAAUCCAACGCCUACUACGACCCAUACACCUGGUCCACCAUCAACAUGUACGGCGCAUUCAUCUGCUUGCUCCUGAAUGCCUACGCUUUGGGCCGGUCGAGGUCGUGGUCGAGUUUGGAGAGUGUGACGGAUGGUCAAGUGCAGUAUAUCACGCAGGUGAAGGCGGGGGUGCAGAGGUUGGUUUUGGCGGUGACGGAGCAAAAGGCGGAUAUGGGGGAGGGGUUUGUGGCUACCAGGUGGGGGUCGACUGUUUCGGCAAGAGUAUGGGAAGAGUUGGAGUUGGAUAAGGAUAUCAUUGAUACCAUGCAGUGGUGCGGAGACUCUGUGGCUGCGGUUAUGUACCCCCACGCUCUUAUUCUCCUCAUCCGUCUCCACACCUCAGGCCUCCUCUUCCCAGACCUAAUCACCAUCAACCCCCACACCAUCCCCACCCCCCAACCAUCCAUCCCCGCCGGAUCACCCCUCGCCAACCUCCUGACCCUGGGCGACUCCAUACUCGGGUCCAUCGCGCCCAACGCCGAACAUCCAGUGGGCGUCAAGGCAAACUACAUUAGGCGUCUCAGGGGACCGUUCGUACCCGAGGGGAUGGCGAGUAAUAAGUUCAAUGGUUCCGGGACGCGGGCGAGGACGCCGAGGACGUCGAUGGGUGCGCCGUCGUUGGAUAGUCCUGGUUUGGCGGGAGAAGGAGGGGGGAAGGGGCAGGAGGUGAGGGAUCUGAAGAGUUGGUUGGAGGUCAAUUUUGGGGAUAAGGUGAUCUUUUCGAGUGGGUGGGGGCCCAGUGAGAUCUGA